UCUAGUAAACUUUUCUUUAGAUUUUAACAUCUAGCAGUUAAAUGCUUAAAAAAUAAAUAAAAUCAAGACAAAUGACGAUCAUCUUUAACCUUUUCAGAAUGUUACUAUUCGUAAUUAAAAGCUUAGAAACGUCACGCUUCGCAAGCAUUUUCUAGUGUCGCUGUCGAUUCGAUUAGUAGAUAACCAAAUUGUCUAGCUAGAGGAUCAAGGAAGGAAUUUAGUCUGGGACUUUAAUUGAUCUGGCCAGUAAUUUGGCGAAAAAUGUGAUCAACCGGCGACGAACAUAAUCGGAUGAAGUUUUUACGGUUAGCCUCUAAACCUAUAAUGGCUAUAGCUAGUCUUUUUUAGUAAAAAAAUAAUAGUGGUUAGGUAUAUGUUUCUCUCCAUCAAACGCAAAAACAUAAUAUUGAAAUCAGUUUUGUAUAUAAAUCAUAUUCGGUCCUCUUGAACAAGAAUUGCAAAGGUAUUUAAUAUUGAACAAUCAUGUCAGAAGAAAAACUUUAGAUUAACAGACAACAAUCUUCCUCGACUGUCUCCAUCAAAAGUUUUUUUACAACAUUAAAAAAACACGUACGCAAAACUUUAUAUUUAAAACAUGUUUCUCUAAACACGUCGUCUACUUCUCACGUGGCUGUCUUACACAAAAUACACAGGGUUAUAUAUACACUAUGUUCAAAAACUACGAUUCAGGUGCAACAAAUGUCAAAGUUUCCUACAUUUUAUAUUUAAAUUUUAUGUCAAAAUUUUUGAGAGUUUUGUUUGGUACAUUCUGAAAACAUAUACUUACACGUUUUAAGAAAUUUGUUGAAUCACUCAACUUAUUAAAUCAUUUAACCGUAUGCUGCAUCUUGCUAGUAGUCUGUGACACAAAAACUUUAUUAAAUUUACGAGACGGCAGAAGUUGGUGCCAUAUUCAUCCUUGCAAAUCUCUUCACUGUCAGUUAGUCAAAAAUUAUAUAUAUGGAAAGGUUCAUGGUGGACACGAGAACGAACUAACUGGCUGUCAAGAAAGCGUGUAAUAAUAAUAAUUAAUCAUAACAUUAAAAUUACAAUAAAUUACUUUGCUGCAUAUUAACCGUAACUCUGUAUGUUGUCAAAAUUAAGGCAUUUUUUGAUAUUAAUGAUGACGGUGUCAUGGUGUGCAAUUGAACUUGUUUUUGUUACAAUGCAGUCUGUAUCUUUUCAUUCGGAAUUAUUUUUAUAGAAGUCCAUUAAAAUUGAGUCGUGCAACUGCGACCGACUGCUCGCAGUCGCUGCAUGUAGUGUUGCCAUGUGGUACAUGUAGGUUUGAUACAGGUUUAGCCUUGUUUUCGUAGGACCAGCAAAAUUUUUCUUUUCGGCUUUUCCGAUACAUACGAGUACAUAAUAGACAAAAGGCUUUCGGUCUAUGUUUUGUGGUGUUUGCCUGCAAGACAAAAAAGUAAUAGAGGAUGUCGGUCUCUUGUCUAGCUUUUAUGGACUAAUGUCUGAGAUUAUUCAAAGCCAUGACCGUCUUUUAUAAUUUAAAAGAUGACAACUCUAGCAUAUGCCGGCAGUAUGCAGUUGCGGUCUGCAGCCUAUUAAAAAAAAGUACCUUUUAUUAAUUCUGGUAAAGACGUCCUUAAACUUCAACGAAGAUAAUUUUAUUGUACCGAUCACAGCGAUAAAUUAAAAUACGUAAUUAUACUAGGAAAUAUGACAUUGGAUUUCUUUCAAGUCAAUUGAGAACUGCUUUCAUGUACUAUCAGAAAUUCCCAACGUGCAAUACCUACCUAUUUUGCAGUGGUGAAUGACCGGGUUGCGUUGUCAUGCGACAGUCAAAACUACUUGUCGAGUUCUUUUAAAAGCUGUUUCCUUUAAAAGCCUCUUUUGAUUUUUUCCUUUUUCAUUUUUCGUAAAAUAGUUAAAAAAGCUUUUUCACUAAUUUCACAACCAGUAAACUGAUUAUACUUUAGGAUGGCAUAUUACAUUAAAGAAAACUGGUUUAUGGGAUAUACUUAUUUUUAAAUCUUUCUUAAACUUAAAUAUACGGAGCAGUAAGCAUUUAUUUGUUUCUGUGUAAUUGAUUUUGAAUUUUCAAACCGGUAUUUCAAACUAAAAACAAAACUCUAUGAAUAAAACAGCAUCAACAAAAAAUCUGUUUGUAAAUGCAACAUUUUGCUAAAAUAUAGCACAUAAUACAGAAGCUGAACUAUGUAACAAAUUUUGUGUCAUAUAACUUGAAUAACGCAGACUUGAUUUUAAAAACGUUUAUGUCAAUUUCAGUACAAUACAUGUUCGUGAUUGGUUUUACGUUUUACUUUACGUCAGUAUUGAAGCUCUAACUUAACCGUGACGGAUGUUAUAAACGAGAAACUCUGUUUACGACACCCGGCCUUCGACGUUUUCAGUGAUUUGUCAAUUUGAAUAGGACUUCUCGAAAUCUUUAACGAGAUGUAUGACUUCCAAUAAAGUAUCUAGACGGUUUUGAGUGAUAACCUCUUUUAUGUUAUGAAUGCUCGCUUAGUCAUUAUCAUCAUGCAUCAUGUCAGUAAUCCUACCUGAGUCAUGUGAUAUGACAGUGGUGCAGUACCUAUAAGUAUGCUCUAGGUUUUCAGUUAAAAUAUACAUUUCCGUAAUUAAUUUCUUAUAAAACAUAAUUGUUAAUUUUAUUGUCCUCCUAGCGAUUACACAAUACUUUGAAGAUCAGUAUCUAUCUCAUUAUUUAAUCUGUCAAACUAUAUUUAUAAAAAAAAAAAUCGAUUUGUUGAUCCCAUUAUAUUAAUUAUGAUUCAGACUUUUUGGCAGUGUCAACUAGUCUAAAUCUGUAACCAUGCUGUGGAAGAUCGGUGCUCUCUUGUUAAUAUUACCAAAACUUUUUCUUAAAGAUAUAUUAACCACUGUGUUAUUUGGAGGCUUUUUUUUAUUUAUUUGUUCAUUAGUAUCCCGCACACGUGGACCUUCGUGUAAACAAAACUUUAGCGAUCAUUUCAGAAGUGCAGGCUUGCACUGCGUGCAUUAUGUGCAGCGACGAGCUGUUCAGCCGUUAAACAAAACAAUGACAUACAACCUUGGCGCUAGUCGGUCGCGCAUGACGUAGACAUGGAAACAAUUUUUCUCCUAUUUACACCGCAAACAGUUGUGACGGCGCAAGAGCAGACGCUGUCGCGCCAGCGAGCCAACAUCACGCGCUGAACGGUUCCUAUUUUUAUAUCAAAAGGGGCACGCUGACCCGAUUGUAUUCAUUAAACCGUACGACUGAGUAGGAGCGCGCCACCUAUAAAGAUAUGAUUCGGCUUUAUCGUGCGCGAUAACUCUACCGAUAUAAUGGACGUUGACGUAAACGUAUCAGCACGAAAAUGUUCAGUUUUGAAUUCCUAAAGCGCUGGUAUCACGAUGGAGAUAAAGAGUCGGACGGUCCGUCGGAGAGCGGCGACACCACGUCCGAGUCGACGCAAGGUCCACCCAGUGAGCCUGCACAGGAAAAAGAAAUCUUGGACAGUCUGCGGCCGGUGUCACCGGAGGCUCCCACCAGUAGUAGCAGCGGCCCACAACGGUUCCUCAAGAUCAACGUUCGCCAUAUCACAGAUGGACAGGGUGUAGUCUCAGGCGUGCUAUUGGUGACGCCCAACGCUGUGAUGUUUGACCCUAACGUGUCGGACACGCUGGUGAUGGAACAUGGUCCGGAAUCGUAUGGCGUCAUAGCGCCCAUGGAGUAUGUCGUCAACGCGGCCAUAUUCUAUGACAUUGCGCAUAUGCGCACGCACGGUCCAGACCACAAUAACACGCACAAAACUGAGCAGCCUGAAAUCUACUAUAUGAAUAAGUCGGAACAUUCACCUGGAAAAGACUCACUUCUAGUCAAAGACGAGACGUUCCCCGAGUUGCAGGCGGCGGGCGGGGAGGGAGAGACAGACGAGCGGCCCACGUCGGCGGACGCUGAUGAGCGUGGCGGCGCGGCGUUCCCCAAGGCGUUCGAGCGGGAACUUGUGACUCCUACUGCAUUACAGCAACAGACCGCUGAGGAUAGGCGGAAAUCCUUACUCGACCAUCACUGGGCGAUCCCAAGUAAAGACAGGAUGUCGAUCGACCAAGGAAGCGAGGUAUCGUCUACUGAGCAAACCAAAGAAGAAAGUCUCGAAGCGAGCGGCCCCCGUUCUCGAGUAAACAGCACCGCGGGCGACGUACCAGAAGUGCCAGAAAUACAAGACGCCCCUGCAGACGACGCGCAAUAUCUAGUGAAACUGUCCUACCACGACUCCGGCAUCGACAUACGAGACCCCCUGCUUCAUGUCACGCCCACUAACGCUAAAAAGGUAUACAGCGACGCGGAUAUCGUUCUAUCGGCCGAGUGGGUGCCGCCCGUAUGUCUUCCGCGAACCGAACCCCCCCUCUCUGCUCCGCCUCUGGGUGAGAAUGACAGAGUGCCGAGAAAACCGGCAGCUGUGUCUUUCUCACUCGACGGCAACACGCAUAAGGAAGACGCGUCCAAACCUGACAAGAAAAAUAAGAUGCUGAAGCGUCUCUCAUACCCAUUAUCCUGGGUAGAAGGGCUGACCGGUGAAGGUGCGCCCGCGCAAGGAUCUCAAUCAGACUCCCUACCCACUUCGGCCGAUAGCCAUAAUUCCACUAGCGUUUUCUCCAAAGUAUUCAACAGCUCGCCCAUGAAUUUAGUAGAGUUCGGCACGGGCCUGUUCCUGAGUAAGACGCCGUCAGAGGAAGCGCCGCACGACGCGCUCGGCUCCGGGCGCAGUUCAUUGGGCGGUUUCGGCCGAUCACACACUAAGUCAACGUCGUCGACGAGCUCCACGCAGCCGCGGCUCGACUACCGGAGUAUGGUCUCUGUGGACGAUAUGCCUGAUCUGUUCGCUUCUUUUGAUAAAUUAAUACCGCGGCCGGCGCGGCCCAGCGACGAUCCGCCCUUGUACCUGCGCCUGCGCAUGGGUAAGCCGGCUGGCCGCCCGCUGCCGCGGACCACGCCGCUCAUGUCCUACGGCCGCAAGCGGAUGAAGCCCGAGUACUGGUUCGGAGUACCCAGGAACAGGGUGGAUGACCUAUUCAAGUUCCUAACUCACUGGGUGCCGGACCGGUACGGACCUCUGGGCGAUGUCUCCGCGCAAGGUUACGAGCUCAUCGACAGCGACACCGAGUGGGACGAUGACGAAGCAAAGCCGGGUCAUAAGGGUGAGCGGUCCGGCAGCUCAGGAGACGUGUCGGAUAUCACAAGAGAAUCAUGGGAGGUAUUGUCGAUGAGCGAUGAGCUGCGGCGUGCGCUGUACUCGUCGGGCGCCUCCAUUGACAUGGAGUUCUCCCCGCCCGACCUUAUCGGAACAUCAGAGAUAUUCACCAUGGAGCACAGAGAGAAGAUCUGCACAGUUUUACCGGCGCGCGCGCAAGGCUACAUGUGGUCGUUGGCGUUCAGCACAAGCCAGCACGGGUUUUCGCUCGCUUCCAUGUACCGCAAGAUGCAGCGCGUCGACAGCCCCGUGCUACUCGUCAUACAGGACACGGACAACAACGUGUUCGGUGCGUUGACCUCGUGCGCGUUACACCCGUCCGAGCACUUCUACGGCACGGGCGAAUCUCUGUUGUUCUCUUUCCAACGCGUGGAGGAGUCGCGCAGGCCGUCUCACUCUGACGAUCGGGACAAGGAGAAGGAGGGGAAGGAGGAGACAAAAGAAGACGCGACGAAGGACGAGAAAGGAGAUCAACUACCACCAGUAAAAACCAAAUUUAAGUAUUGGGGGUGGACUGGCGAAAACAUGUACUUUAUUCGAGGAAGCAGCGAUAACAUAUCUAUUGGCGCUGGCGAUGGCAGGUUUGGCAUUUGGCUGGACGGAGAUUUGUACCUGGGGCGCACGCAGCGCUGCACCACGUACGGCAACGAGCCGCUCACCACGCGCGAGGACUUCAUCGUCAAGAUCAUGGAGUGCUGGACCUUCAUCUGAACAGUCCCCAGCGCCCACUCUCUCACUCUCAAAUCAAAACAAGCUUUAGAUCUAUCUUAUGAAAAUUUGCUACGAACAUUUGACACUUUUACAAAACCAAAUUGAGAAAAAAAAACAACGCAGACUCGACGUCAAGAGUCUGCGCAUCGAUUUUGUACUCGCAUUGCGACUCGAAUGCUCGGUCGUUUGCCCGCGUAUCUAGUCGAAUGCGAACUGAACCCGACCAAUAUUGUACAUCCUUCUCGGAUAUCCUUAGAUCGGAUGAGUGCCGCUCGGGCGCGGACGAGUGCGAUGAUCCUAGUCAAUUGUCUAUCGUAUGUAAGUUAUGAGCGCGGCCACGGUGCCGGUGGCGACCUCUGCAACACAGGCCGAUGUUACGUGUCAAUUCAUACAAUUAAAAAUAUUGUGCGUUGUUGUUAAUUGAUUAAUGUAAUGAAAAACAUAUUUGUAACGAUUGAGAAUCAUUAUUAUUAAAUGAUGUAGAAAUUUAUAUAUUCUAACGAAUGAAUCAUUGUGUUAGGCGGCAUCGUUAGUGUCCUCCAGUGUUGAACAUCGACCUAGUAUCAGCAUAAUGUUCGUGCGAAUCCAGCCAGGGUCGUGCGUUGGCCGUAUCGCGAAUGAAUCGCGGGCCAGGCGUGUGUGUAUUCUUGCCGACCUAUAGCGGAGCGUCCCGACUGAAUCGUGAUUAGAAUUCAAUAUUCUCUAAUGUUUAGUGCUGGAAACACUUAGCAGUAUCAAAAAAUAUAUUUUAUUUGUGUAUGUAGUGUAUUUGGUGUGUUAUGUUAUCUUGUAUGUUUUGAGUCAUAAUAUUAAGUUAGUGAGCAUAAUUAUGUUACACUUUCACUGUGAUUACUAUUAUGGUUGCAUUUUGUUAUAUUAAUAAAGCGUUAUCACAUUGUCAGUAGGUGACUGAACGUUUAAUUGAUUAGUUUCUUUGAUCGCAUUCGCCAUAGGCAUCGAUGACUGGUGGAUUGAUCUUGAAAUACCGCCAAACAUUUAAAGUUUGUUAAUUAAAUGUUUAUUCACUGAUAUAAUAAAAAAAUAAAUAAUUUAUUUUUGUGAUAAUAAGCUUCAUUACGGAGAUGAGUAGCAGUAUGUAAUAUUGAUUAGUGGAGAUAUUUUAAAAUAGUUACCUUAGAAGCUUGAUGAAUGUAAUCGUCAUUGUGCUUAGUAAUUGUGUCACUUAGCAUGAUGUAACUCGGGUGUACCUGGUCGUGAUCACUAUUUAUUUUACAGUUGAACUAUCAUUUGACAAUGUACCUAAUUGAACCUCACUCAUUUUCUGUAUGUAAGUAUAUACGAAAUAUUCUCUGUCAGAUCUUAUAAAAAUUAUCUAUUUUUAUGAGUGACCAUGCAACAUUAUUCAUAAAAUAAUACAGAAAGUACAAUGAACUAAGGUAAAUAACUGGUAUGUAAAUGACGUUGUAAUAUCAUAUCCAAAUAUUAUUAAGCAGUUUCCGACCGCGUGUACGUCUGCAUGCAUAAUGAAAUAUUUUGGCUUCGAUAUUGUUUGUGUACAACAGAAAUGUCGUAAAUAACUUAAGUUUAAAAAAACUAUAUCGGCAUAAUUAUUGUUAUAAAUUUAUAAUCACUAGACUUGUUGAGUAGCAAUGAGAAAUUUAAUAUUUAUUUAUUGUGUUAUAAUUAUUACGAUCGCUGUAGCUGCAUUACUUAAUUGGUGAUUUAUUAUGUAAUUUAUAAGUUGUUAAAAUGUAAAUCAAGCCAUAAUAACUGAGAAUAUAUUCUUUUGAGAAAAAUAUCUUUUUAUUUGCUGAAAUAAUACAUUGUCCUCUUAUUACUAGAUGUGUAUAUUGAUAUUAUUGUCGAUAAUAUCUACCAUGACUUGGUCUACUGUUAUCCAUAUUGUAGUCAUUGUAACCUCUCUGCUCGUAGUUGUCUCUCCUGCCAUAGUUGCCCCUUCUUUCGUAGUUGUCUCGUCUGCCCUGAUAGUCUCUUCUGUCUCGGUUGUCCCGCCUAUCAUAGUCCCUGUUACCCGAGCGUUCAUAUGGAUGGUUGCGCCUGUUGUUUCUUCGAUCGUUCCUGCGCCCUGAGUUCUGUGGCACCCACCAGGACGUUAUAACGGGGGGUAUAGACUUUUCAGCAUUGAAUACUUUCAUAAACUCUUCAUCUUUCCCUGUAUAUCUGUCUUUAAACUCAACCUCACACUGUUCCAAAAAUUCUUUGUCUUCAGCAGAGAGAUUUUCAAAUGAUGCCAUGUUUAGUUUGACAAUCUUGGGUGAACAAUCAGGGAAUCUACA
Molecule: messenger RNA, 8164 nt
Organism: Chilo suppressalis (striped riceborer)
Lineage: Eukaryota; Metazoa; Arthropoda; Insecta; Lepidoptera; Crambidae
Source: the annotation of a GenBank genome assembly